AGGCACCUCCAGAUGGGGCUGGACUCCAACAUCAGCCUGGUGCGUCACGUGGCCGCGGCCGCUCUCCUCUGGGCCUCGGGGCGCCACGACCUCCCCUCCCCCCUGCGGCUGCCCCUGGGGGGGCUCCUGGCGGCCGCCGCCUACGAGGGCUUCUUAAUUGGGUGGGCGGGGCAGGUGCUGGGCCUGGGCCCCUGGGGGGCGCUGGGGCUGCGGGCGCUGGGGGUGGCGGCGCUGGGGCUGGGGGCACUGAGGCUGCUGGUGCCACUCCUGCCACCCCCCUGAGCGCACCUGGGC
This is a messenger RNA of Serinus canaria (Common canary), 294 nucleotides long. RefSeq names its product transmembrane protein 147-like. The transcript is spliced from 3 exons. The record is from RefSeq and is a predicted model, not a curated record. The coding region runs from base 13 to 282 and encodes 89 amino acids. Lineage: Eukaryota; Metazoa; Chordata; Aves; Passeriformes; Fringillidae.